Molecule: messenger RNA, 862 nt
Organism: Rubroshorea leprosula
Lineage: Eukaryota; Viridiplantae; Streptophyta; Magnoliopsida; Malvales; Dipterocarpaceae
Source: the annotation of a GenBank genome assembly
GCAGCUAGUUGUUAAAAAAAAAUUUAACUGUCGCGCGUAUUGACACAGCUUUCGCCCCAUACUUGCUAGUUACUUGGAGAAAAAUUUCUAGACUAGAGAGAACGUGGGAGAUUGCAAGAUUAUCUACAAGCACUUGGGUUUCUUUUCUUGCUACCAAAAGGAUGAUGCUCUUGUUUUCGCGCGACCAUAUUGAGAACUUAAUGUAGCAACAUUAUAAAUAACCACACAGGGGGUUUGAUUUAGCAAUGAAAAGCAACCGAGAGAAAUCUAAAUAGAGUGGUAGCAAUGGCAUCAUUUGAGAAGGUGCUCACAGAAACCGACAUCAAUGAAAUGUUGGUGAUCCCAACUCAUUUCAUGAACAAUUUGCCAGCUAACGAUGGAGGCCACUCUGUAAACGUGACAGUAGAUGCAUCUGGAGUGCAGCGGACUUUUGGAUACUAUACCCGGAGGGAUGCCAACCGGAGGCCAGUUUUUAGAACAGGGUGGCGCAACUAUGUACGUGACAAGGGGCUGAGGGCUGGAGAUAGAAUCAUAUUUGAAUGUGUAGAUGGGUUCCCUCGCUACAGAAUUCGAGCGCAAAGACAAAUGUUUCUGUUUGGGGAGGAGAUGUGGGGAGACAUCUAAGAGGGUUUCACCAAUGCAUCCUAUGUUGUUGUGAGUCUAUAUAAAGAACCAAUGCUUUUUAGUUCACAGUUUAGGUUUUGUUCUCUGUUGUUGUACUUGUACUUGUACUUGUAUCCUUGAAGUUAAGAAUGUUCAUGUAAUCUUUACCUCUUCUACGUUCACAAGUUACCAUGCUCUAAUCUUUUUGUUUCUUCUUGCUCUUUUUAAUCAUAUAAUCUAAGAAACUAAGUGCCAUAAA